AUGACGACAAAGUUUAUUUAUCCCGUGGACAAAACGAUUAUUUGGAGUACAAUCAGUGGGAUCACCAUUUUAACCAACUCGUAUAUGUUAAUCUUAAUAUGUCGGAAAAAUAGAUUAUGGUCGUCGAUUAACGCCAUCUUGGCAAGCAUGUUUACUGCUGGUAUAUUAUUUGGAUCUAUCUAUUUAAUACCUAGAUUCGCCUAUGGAAAUUUGAUGGAAUUAGGUUCAUUUUGCCACCUCGUAAUCUCGUUUGGUCAAGCAUUAAGUGUCAUUUUUAUGUUACAUCAGUGUUUAGUAUGUCUAGACCGUUAUUUGGCAGUUCUUUCCCCACUUAAAUAUCGUCUAUAUACUGACAAUAAAAUCGUAAUUACGGUUGUCUUAUUGAUCUGGUUACUAGCUUUUACUGGUGCUUCUAUUCCAUUAAUGACAUUUAGCCCAAUUCAAGGACCAAUUUGUAAUCUAACAACGCAACAUGUGGAGGCUGAAACAGUAUUUUUAUUUACGUUGUUGGGUGCAUUAUUUUUUCUACCUUUACUGGUUAUAUUAAUAACUUACGCUCACAUUAUUCAUAUUUUUAACCAUCGUGAUCCUUUAGUUUUACCUGUACAUCAAAAUAGUACAAAAUUAAGCUUCUUACAGAAAAAUCGUAAACUAGUAAUGAAUGUUGCUAUUAUAACAUCAGUAUUAAUUGUAAUGUGGUGCCCUUAUGUUACAAUUGUUUUAAUAUAUAGGGUUAAAACAAGCUAUUCUCCUUUUGAACUGACAGUUAUAAACAUUGUUCAGUAUUUCGCUUUCAGUUAUCCUGCAGUAUCGCCACUACUUUAUGCCUAUAACAUGAAGAGUUUAAGACGGGAAGUUAUUAAAGAUUACAACGCUUUCUGUUGCAACAGACAACGUCGACGAGUGCAUACUGAAUUAUCAAUACGUCAGUCCAAUAUAUCUAAUGUUAAUCAUACAAAUUUAGCGAGAAAGUUUCCUCCAGAAUUAGAUUAA
Trichoplax adhaerens is the source of this 993-nucleotide messenger RNA. RefSeq lists its product as uncharacterized. Gene Ontology annotation, cellular component: membrane. Gene Ontology annotation, biological process: G protein-coupled receptor signaling pathway. The record is from RefSeq and is a predicted model, not a curated record. The transcript has a single exon. Lineage: Eukaryota; Metazoa; Placozoa; Uniplacotomia; Trichoplacea; Trichoplacidae. Gene Ontology annotation, molecular function: G protein-coupled receptor activity. Bases 1 to 993 code for a protein of 330 amino acids.